This is a messenger RNA of Pelobates cultripes (western spadefoot toad), 2589 nucleotides long. The record is from the annotation of a GenBank genome assembly. NCBI's taxonomy places the organism in Eukaryota, Metazoa, Chordata, Amphibia, Anura, Pelobatidae.
AUGAUUCCUGAAGUACCAUACUAUGUUCGGGUGACCUCAACAAAAACCAACAACCUAAUGAAAUAUCUUUGGCCACCUAGGUAAGUGUAUCAUGAGACACAGAAUGACCGACCAUAAUCCUAUGCGAUCAUCCAAAAAAAACCAACAACCUGCAGUGUCCUCAGUAAGCCAAUACACUGGUUCCCUCACUGGCUGUCUGUGUACACAGACAACCAAUAAGACAAGAACCACAGAUAGAGUCAGAUGUCAAUGCUCUUUCUGAACCAACAUCACUUAUCACGGAAGCACUAUGGCAACGUGACUUACCAGGCAUUACCUAAUUUCCAUAAGGAAUGCAUUUCAAAAUAAGCAGAAGCUUUUAUGGUACAAAAUAAACUAUUUAUUGAAAUUACUGUAACCAAAAUGUAAUAUAUGAAAAAAAUGAUCUGAUUGUGUUCACUAUAAGCUGUCACAAGUCUAGAGGGUAUUCCUUGUCAUACGUCUACGGAGAGGUAAGUGGACAGCAGCUGCAUGUAUCAUGUUAGAUAAGAUUAUUAGAAGAUGGGGGUCAGAGUUCGAUAGAGAUUAGAAUAACGAAUGGUUUGUUAAUGGGUAUUAUUUCUAUGAAUAACAUAACUUUCUUGCAGAUGUAAUAGUUUCAUUCUGAAAUGAAUGGGAGUAUUAUAAGGGUUAAAGUAUUUAAAAUGGAAAUUUGAGUUUCAUGAUUUAGUUAUUUUUCUUAACAGACAAGAUAGAAAAAUUUACAAAAACAAUGCGUGUAGCCUAACACAUUCGAAGUGAUCACAAUAAAAUAAGCAGGCACGAUACGAAGGGGUGCACAAAAAAAGUAAAAUAUAUAGGAAUUAAUAAAGGUGUUUUGAGUCCCUGAUCAAACAGCACCAUACUGGGAUGAAAUGCCAGAUUGAAUUAGUCCAGAAAUUUCACAGGUUUUACACAUCAAAUUGAAUUAGUUAACCAUAACAAUACAACCUAAAUAAUAAUGCAUAAUAUAUAAUGGCUCGUUUUAUCAUCUCCUAAACACACUCGGUUAUUCCAAAAAUAAUAUAUCAAAUGUGUGAAAUAUGAAAGUUCACUAAUCACUUUUUCUUUCUUAAAUAGGCUACCUCUUAAAGCUGAGCCUCAGAUAUUGCCCCAGAUAUCAUCAAAUCUGGAUGUUUGUCCAGAUCCCGAGAAGGGUAAGAAAUGGGAGCCAUGGAAACAGAAUGGUGGGUUUGUGGAAGAAAGUCUAAAAAGUUGUCAGCAAGGCACAAAGAGACUUCGCCUUCCCUCUUCUGUUACAUCUAAAUUUGCAGUGCUUGAUGAAAGGUAAUCAAAGGCUGGAGGGGGCGGGGGGAUUUUGUGCUUUUUCUUUUGUUGAUGUUUGUUUUAACAAACUGAGAUUUUAACCUCUACGCUGAGUGUUGUAAUAAUUAGCCUGACCUUUUUGUUUUGUUAUGUUUUUCUUAGACCUAAUACUAGCUAUGUCAGAUAUGGAAAAGAGGAGAAGAUUCUCGAAGUACCAUACUAUAUUUGGGUGUCUCCAACAAAAACCAACAAACUAAUGACAUAUGUUUGGCCACCUAGGUAAGUGUAUUAUGAAACACAGAAUGACAGACCAUAUACAUAAACAUAUACAAAUAAAACUGCAUUGUCCUCAGUAAGCCAAUACCCUGGUUCUCUCACUGGCUACAUGUGUACACAGACAACCAAUGAGAGAAGAACCACAGAUAGAGCAAGUUGUUAAUGCUGAUUCUGAACCAACAUCACAAAUCAGUGGGGAGUACAAUGGCAACAUGACUUACCAGGCAUUACCUAAUUUCCAUAAAAUAUGCAUUUUAAAAUAAACAGAAGCUUUUUAUGGUAAAAAUAUUUUUUUUUUACUGUAACCAGAAUGUAAUAUAUGAAACAUAAAUGAUCUGAUAGUGUCACUGUAAGCUGUGCAAUAAUGACUGAUAGAUAACGAGUGAUAGGGUAGCUGACGGACCGAAAGUGAAAGGAAAGCUAAUGAGGAAUAAAAUAAGUGACAAAAUGGGCUGAUGGAUGGAAAGGACACAAUUGCAACAACUUUAUUUUAACUUUACCUAUUUUAAUUGCAGGGACCCAAUCUUUUCUUCUAAGUUUAAACCUGCAGUACUUCCAAAACAAUUCAUAACAACUAAAAAGGCUGCAAGCGUCCCAGAACAGGAAGUAGACAGAAAAGGACCAGAAUAUGAAACAAAUGAUUGUGCAGAGUAUUAUAAACAGGAUACUAUUCUACAGCCUGAACCUGUCACAAGUCUAGAAGAUAUUCUUUAUCCUGCAGUCUAUGUCACAUGUUUAAAAAACAACAAUUUUCUAGAAGGCCCUGUUUGCACUAUCAAACCUCAUACAAAUAGAUUGACAGAGGAAAUGCCAGUGAACCAUAGUCACCCACAGUCCACUUUCAGUUGUUCACCUGACCCUACAAAUCUAGAUUCACAGAACCCAGUCACAGGUCAUUGUCAUUUGCUGCAAUUUAUGUCUCUACAGCCUACAGAGGUUGUUGCAUGUUUAGAAGACAACAAUUCUCAAGAAUUCCCUGAUUGUACUAUCAAACCUCAUACAAGUGGAUUACAGAGGAAGUGCCAGUGA